Molecule: messenger RNA, 2526 nt
Organism: Erythranthe guttata (spotted monkey flower)
Lineage: Eukaryota; Viridiplantae; Streptophyta; Magnoliopsida; Lamiales; Phrymaceae
Source: RefSeq, a predicted model, not a curated record
CAAAUACACACUUUCUCACUCCAAAACCUCGCCCUAGAGUCCCUCUAUUUAAACCCUCGCCCAGCACCAAAUUAGGCCCUUUCAUUUACUGUUCUGAGUUUUCUUAGUAAUCUACGCGUUUUUUUCUCUCUCGGCUUCUCCGGUUCGUCUUCCGUUAAGGGCUUGUUUUGCACACCAGAUGUCUUUUGAUUCCAGCAAGAAGUAUCAGUGGUUUGUCUGGUGUGCUUUCCGUUUCAUGAACCGGGAGAGACUUUGGUGCUCCAGAAAGUUAUUGUUUCGACAUUGGACUUGAGGGCCGAUUGCAAUUCGUUCACGUGUUCGUUUUUCAGUUCUUUUUUUUUGUUGGUUUAUUUUUUUAGUGCCAUAAAAAGGUUGUAAAGAAAAAAAAUUGUUCGCGGGAAGUAAAUUCAAGUAUUUAGAUUGUGGGGUGUUCUGUUGUCAUGGCAAGGACAUCCCUCCCUCCUGGAUUUCGAUUUCAUCCGACUGAUGUUGAGCUGAUUAUGUACUAUCUCAAGAGGAAGGUCAUGGGAAAGAAGCUUCUCUUUGAAGCUAUUGCGGAAGUCAACAUAUACAAGUUCUCUCCAUGGGAUCUUCCAGAUAAAUCUUGCUUGAAAAAUAAGGAUCUUGAGUGGUUCUUUUUCUGCCCAAGAGAGAAAAAGUAUGCAAGUGGAGUUCGGGUCAAGCGUGCUACUGAAAAUGGGUACUGGAAAACUACUGGAAAGGAUAGACCUAUCAGUCACAAUGACCGAAAAGUUGGAUCGGUGAAAACCUUAGUUUUUCACUUAGGCACUGCACCCAAAGGGGAAAGAACCGAUUGGGUUAUUCAUGAGUACAAGAUCGUUGAUGCCCAGUUGGCUGCAGCUGGAGUUCAGGACACAUUUGUGCUCUGUAAAGUCUUCAAGAAGAAUGGUCCAGGCCCAAAAAAUGGUGCUCAAUAUGGAGCUCCAUUUGAUGAAGCAGAGUGGGCCGAUGUUGAAGAUGACACUCCAAACCAAGCUAUGUCCUUGGCAUCUGAUGGUCCGUCAAGCUUGUUUACCCCUGGGAGCACGUCUGCAUUGCUUGUUGAAGGAGGUCCUUCACCUUCAGCUGUUCAUCCAACUCCAACUAGUGAGGUGCUUGUGGAUGAGACUGAUGAUGAGAUUGUUCGUCUGUUGGAAUCGUUUACAGAAGAUGACGCAUUGCUUUCUAAUGAGAAUGGAAUCAACCAGGAUGAUCUUACUGAAAAGGGGAAGAACAAACGGUUGGCUAGUUGGGAUGCAAAUGAUAUAUAUAACGGUCUUGAUGAUCUUAAUAGUUGGAACAGUUGGGCUCAGAUGUAUCAAGGCACUCUUGAUUUCUCAGGGAUGCAGAGAGAUGGAUAUCUUCUCAACAACAUACUUCCACAAGACAAUUCAGCCUAUAUAGAGCUUAAUGAUUUUCUCGCCCCGUUAAAUUAUCCACACAAAGUUCCUCGAACGGACCAGUCACCACUUGGCGACAUAUUUGGGUCCCACAGCUAUGACAAUGGUCAACAGUUCCGCCCUGGACCCAGUUUUGCUAGCACGAAUCAGUAUUCUUCUGGCCCGAAUCAACUGCCUAUGAUGCCCGAAGGAUUUCAACCUGGAAAUAAUUGUUUGGAUGGCUUUCAGAUGGCUGACAACCAGUUUUAUCAGGGAUCUAAUGUUGCAUAUGAUAUGGAUUUUGCAUUUGGGCAACCAGGUAAUAAUGGUUUCAACUCCAACAAUCAAGACUCGGAAAGAGGUAGACCUGCUGCUGAUAACUGAUGAAUUUGACAACAGUAUUCACAUUCUAUGAAUUGUUUCUUCAUCUCUAUAUAUGUAUGAUGUAUGCACUGUCAGAAAAUGGCAGUUUGAAGAAAAUUUGCUAAAUCAUCUCUCCCAGAGUCCAGCAUCCCUUGCGGAACCGGGAUUCUACUUGUGUUCAGGCAUGGGGGCUACUGAUUCUGUGUUCUGUCAAAAAAACGAAAAAAACACGAAUGUUUUAUUUUCUGUUAUUUCAUGACUUUACUAUGUAAAUGCAGCAUCUCUUAUUGAGGUUGCAUUAAACCUCAUUUUUUUUGUCAGGGAGGUGCUGCAGGUACCUUUUCUGAAGUUGCAGUAUGAUUUUACUGUUUUUAACUUUUUCUGUAGUCGAUCUCAUAUUUUAAAUUUUUUUUUGGCCAAAUUUAUUGUUCCAGGAAUACCUAAGAAAACGGAAUCAAAUCCAGCUCGCUCAACACCUUCAGCUGUUUAUUGUUCAUGUAGUUGUACUAGUGGUGGCUCCUCCAUACAUAUAAAGGCUGAGGUGACUCACGGAGCUGGUGAAUGCACUAACGAAGCUUUAUCAGUUAUGAUGGGGGGGUCGAGCAGCUGUUGGUGUAUCCUCCCUUUCUUUCUUUUUAAGCACGAAUUAUUAUUAUUAUUAUUGUUUAUUCUCGUGCGAAAUUAUCUGCUGCUUUUUGUGGUUUUCUUUUAUUAUUGCUACUUGAAUGAUGCUCUAUUUGUAUUUUUGAAUACUUACUGUGAUUGUUCAAUUGAAAUUGCUUCG